Molecule: messenger RNA, 834 nt
Organism: Ostertagia ostertagi
Lineage: Eukaryota; Metazoa; Nematoda; Chromadorea; Rhabditida; Trichostrongylidae
Source: the annotation of a GenBank genome assembly
AUGGGAAUGAGGUUGGAGUCUGCAGAAGUUCAGGAGAUUCUAAAACAGUUCGUUAUUAGCGACGAUGAUUUGCACGUCAUUAGCUGUAAGAUAGAAGCAGAAAUGAAAGCUGGUCUUGCCAGUGUAGACGGGUCUUCAAUAGCCAUGUUGCCCUCCUACGUACCAGCGUUGCCUGAUGGAUCUGAGGAAGGCAAGUACGUGGCGAUCGAUCUUUCCGGUAAAAAUUUACGUAUAAUGUUACUCACUCUCAAUGGUACUGGACGUGAACCUGCUGCUGUUAACAACAAUUAUAUUGUACCUAAUCAUGUGAUGAAAGGCACUGGUGAUCAACUAUUCACAUUUAUUGUCAACUGUCUGCAACGUUUCCUGCAAGAGUUUGGUCUAGUCGAAGCCAACCUACCCAUCGGUUUUGUUUUUUCCUAUCCAUGUGAGCUUCUAUCUAUUCGUUCCGCUCGACUGCUGUGGUGGACAAAGGGAUUUGAUAUCAAGGACUGCCUAAGGAAGGAUGUUGUCCAACUGCUGGAGGAGGCUUUGGAAAUGAACAUGGCAACUAUAUAUGUUUCCCAUUUUCAGUCAACGAAAGCACAAAUCAAAGCAGUUAUGAAUGAUACAGUUGGGCAGCUUGCGGCAGCUGGUCACAAAUAUGGCCCUGAAUGCACGAUCGGUGUUGUUAUAGGUUAUGGGUGCAAUUCGUCCUAUUUGGAGAAAACUUCCCGCAUCACAAAAUUCGACGCUAAAGCUAAAGGAUACAAGCACCCCAAUAUGGUAGUCGUUACCGAAUGGGAGGAGUUUGGCUCGAAGGUGGGUGUGCAAUUUCAGGCACUCAAUUCAUGA